UGACACAUAAUUUCCGGAUUUGACAACAACUUCCGGGAGAUACCGGCUACAUUAUUAAAAGUUUGUUGAAUUAUCCGUGUGAAUCCUCAUCAGACACGUAAAUAUGAUGAAAAUAAAACGCUUUGUAUUUAUUUUCAUUGCUUUGUCAGUUGUUUGCAAUAGUGCAAUUGCGAGGCAAGAUGCUAUUAACAAUGAUUUGACUGUAUCCGAAGCAGACAGAAAAAUUGAUACUGCAACCCAUCUUGUCAAGAUUGUCACAACUGUUACCAUUGAAAACGGAGGAAAGUCGUCCACAGGGUACUUUUUAGUGCCAGUUGACAAUUCUCUCAAGAACUACCUGUCAUACUUUGGAGCAUCAAUUAAAGGUGAUGGAGAUGAGAAGCCAACUCCCCUUACAGUUGCACAAACCACAGUAUCUGGCCAAAGUGACAAACAAUUUUGGAGAGUCAACUUCCCAAAAGCUUUGGAAACUGGAAAGUCCAUUACACUCAACGUGAAUUCUGUUUACGCCCAUGCACUGACCCCAUUCCCACGUCAGGUGACACAGGCCGAGAAACAGUAUGUGGUGUUCACUGGGAAUUUGUAUGUUUUCUUGCCUUACAAAGUCAAAACCCAAACAACAACUGUGACAACAGCCUCAAGUACUAUUGAAUCAUACACCAAAACAAAACCAGUUUCUCAGAGUGAAAGUACCAUCACUUACGGACCAUAUGAAAACAAAGAAGCAUUUUCUGAGGCUGAAUUGAGAGUGCAUUCUGAAAACAACACACCAUUCCUGACCAUCACCAGUAUGGAACGUGUCAUUGAGGUAUCACACUGGGGUAACAUUGCUGUGGAGGAACACAUUGAGAUCAGACACUCCGGGGCAGAAUUGAAAGGUCCAUUCUCUAGAUAUGACUACCAGAGACAGGCUGAGGGAGCAUCAGUAAAAUCAUUCAAGACAAUCUUGCCAGCUGCAGCCAGAGAUGUUUAUUACCGUGACGAGAUAGGAAACAUUUCCACAAGUGCUAUGAGAGAAAUGGAAGAUAUGGUCGAGGUUGAGCUUCGUCCAAGAUUCCCACUCUUUGGUGGUUGGAAGACCAAAUACACUAUUGGAUACAAUGUUCCAAGCUACCAGUAUCUUUUCAACAGUGGUGACAACUAUGCAUUAAAGAUGAGAUUUGUGGAUCACAUCUAUGAUGAUGUUGUUAUUGACCAGAUCACAUUCAAAAUUAUCUUGCCUGAAGGAGCCUCAAAGACUGAGUUGAAGACGCCUUUUAGUGUACAGAAGGGAGAUAAUGGUUUGCACUAUACUUACCUGGAUACUGUUGGUCGGCCAGUCAUUGUUGCCUACAAAAACAACCUAGUCGAAGAACAUAUCCAGGACUUUGAGCUUCACUACAACUUCCAGAAAUUACGUUUGCUACAGGAGCCAUUGUUGGUUGUUGGUGCAUUCUAUCUCCUGUUUUGUCUUGUUAUUAUUUAUGUCAGAAUGGACUUCUCUAUCACCAAGGACGAGGCUAAGGAAAGUAAAAUGCGUGUUGCUAGUCUAGUCGAGGAAGUGCAGAGUGCCCAGGACAAGCGUAGCGCCCUCUAUCAGAGCUAUGAUGAUGCAAUUGACAAGUUCAAGGCUGGGAAGGACCAUAGUAACUUCAUGUCUCAGCGGAAGAAAAUAGAUGGCGAUUAUAAGCAACUAACUAGUCAAAUACAGAACCUGCAAGGUCAACUGAAAUCUGAGGGCUCGGAUCUUGGUGAAAAGGUUGCCGAAUUGAACCGAUUGGACCAUCAGUACAAAGAGCAAAUCAGUCUGCAGAUCACAUACGCCGAGAAACUUGUGGCGAACAAGUUCAGUAAACAGCAGUACCUUGACAAUGAAAAGUCUAUAACAGAAAAGCGUGGCGAACUGUAUAAGAAAAUGGAUGAACUUUCAUCUAGUUUACAAUAAUGGAAUUGAAAUGCAACAUUCAUUGUUUUAUUUGUUUCGUACAGUGUAGUAUAACUUGAAAAAAAUUGUUAUUUGUGCUUUGUAUUUCCCUUAUUUAAGCAGGGCUGGCAAAAUUUGAUUUUGGAUUUCUUGUUUGUUUUUAUCUGAAGCAUUUCUUGUCCAUAUGAUAUUUAUAAAGUAAAUUAUUGAAAAUUUCCACUUGUCUGUACACCUUGGCAAUAUGGACAAUAGAUUUUGCCACCCCUGUUAAGUAGAACUUUCAAAUGGAAAGCACAGAGUUUCUUUGAGUUACUAUUCCAUGUAUGGUUAUGUAAAAACGCUGACAUGUGGUAAAUUCUAAGAAACAUUGAUUAAAGUAAAAAACCUAGUGUUAAGGUAUAGAUUACCUAGUCAUUAAAAGACAGACUUUUGUGAUGUUGCUGUAACAUUUAAUUUUACUUUGCAUCGCCAGUGCACUGCUUAGGUUAGGGAAUAUUUGUACAAGAAGGAACCAAAGUUUUUGGCUUUUUAGGUAAUUAUUUAUAUUCCAUGUUCUUUGUUUUUCAUGUCUCUUUAAAUAAAAA
Messenger RNA from Ruditapes philippinarum (Manila clam), 2487 nucleotides. RefSeq names its product dolichyl-diphosphooligosaccharide--protein glycosyltransferase subunit 1-like. The record is from RefSeq and is a predicted model, not a curated record. Lineage: Eukaryota; Metazoa; Mollusca; Bivalvia; Venerida; Veneridae. Gene Ontology annotation, cellular component: membrane; oligosaccharyltransferase complex. The coding region runs from base 104 to 1924 and encodes 606 amino acids. The transcript is spliced from 10 exons.